Nannospalax galili (Upper Galilee mountains blind mole rat) is the source of this 999-nucleotide messenger RNA. Its product is annotated as olfactory receptor 4K14-like. The record is from RefSeq and is a predicted model, not a curated record. Lineage: Eukaryota; Metazoa; Chordata; Mammalia; Rodentia; Spalacidae. Gene Ontology annotation, cellular component: membrane. The transcript has 2 exons. The coding region runs from base 1 to 999 and encodes 332 amino acids. Gene Ontology annotation, biological process: G protein-coupled receptor signaling pathway. Gene Ontology annotation, molecular function: olfactory receptor activity; G protein-coupled receptor activity.
AUGGUCCUGCAGAAUUAUUCUGUGGUAUCAGAAUUUGUGUUGCAUGGACUCUGCUCUUCACGACAACUACAAAUGUUUUUCUUUAUAUUUUUCUCUGGGAUCUAUGUGGCCAUUAUGGCAGGUAAUCUCCUCAUUGUGAUUACUGUCAUUUCUGCCCCCAGCUUGAACUCCUCACCUAUGUACUUCCUGCUGGGGAAUCUGUCUUUCUUGGACAUGUGGUUGGCCUCAUUUGCCACUCCCAAGAUGAUUUCAGAUUUUCUCAGCGUUCAGAAGCUCAUCUCCUUUGAAGGAUGUAUGGUUCAGAUCUUUCUCUUGCACUUUACUGGUGGGGCUGAGAUGGUACUGCUGGUCUCCAUGGCCUAUGACAGGUACGUGGCCAUAUGCAAGCCCUUGCAUUACAUGACAAUGAUGAGCAGGCAGACUUGCACCAAGCUGGUGUUGGCUUCAUGGGGCGUUGGAUUUCUGCACUCCAUCAGUCAAAUAGCCUUUACUGUGAAUUUACCUUACUGUGGCCCCAAUGAGGUAGACAGCUUCUUCUGUGACCUCCCUCUGGUGAUCAAACUUUCCUGCACUGAUACCUACGUCCUGGGCAUACUCAUGCUCUCAGACAGCGGGCUGCUCUCCCUCAGCUGUUUUCUGCUCCUCCUAGUCUCCUAUGGUUGCAUCCUGCUCACUGUCUGGCAGAGCUCGUCAGGGGGUGCAUUCAAAGCUCUCUCUACUUGCUCAGCACACAUCACGGUGGUCACUCUAUUCUUUGGACCUUGCAUUUUCAUAUACGUGUGGCCAUUCAGCAGCUUCUCUUCAGACAAGCUCCUGUCUGUGUUUUACACAAUUUUCACCCCACUGUUGAAUCCUCUUAUUUACACACUGAGAAAUGGAGAGAUGAAAGCAGCUAUGAAGAAAUUGAGGAACAGACAAGAAGAAAAAAGAAGUUGGUAUCUGAAACCAGGCCCAGUUUCUGCAGUCAUUAGAAAUCUUCUUUUCCAGGAAACAAUGUAA